Molecule: messenger RNA, 1530 nt
Organism: Saccoglossus kowalevskii
Lineage: Eukaryota; Metazoa; Hemichordata; Enteropneusta; Harrimaniidae
Product: zinc finger protein 85-like
Source: RefSeq, a predicted model, not a curated record
AUGUCAUCUAAAACCAAGAGAAAAUCUGAGGACGAAUAUGGGAUAAUUCGACCAUAUUUCACAGAGAAAGAAUGGAAUGAAACUUCCGAUUAUGAGAAAAUGAGAUUGAGAAAUAUCAAAGAGAAUUACGAAAUGAUGCUACAAGUUGGAUUAUCUGCUGUGAAACCCGAAUUUAUGAACGGUCCUAGAGGUAGAAAGCGUAAAAUAAAAGUUGAGAGUGACAGUGAAGAUGAAGAAUGGGUGCCUGGAUUUGACAACAGAAAGACAAAACAAGUUUCUUUUACAUCUCCAUAUAAAAUACCAGUGAAAACGAUAGAAAAAUGUGAUAAAAAACAAAAACCUGUUGGCAGGAAGAAAGUAUUCAAGAAAAUAGAUGCAGAAAGCAACAAAAGAAAAAACAAAGUUCCCUUGGAUACAGUAUCAACUCGGUAUCCAAAAAGACAAACAGAAAGAAAAAGUUACAUGGAAAUAGAAGCUCCUGAUGAUGACCAUUUUAUUUAUGGUGAGUCCUAUAUUUGUACCAAGUGUGAGAGAAUAUUUACAGAUCCAAACUAUUUGACAAAACAUUUGAAAUAUCAACAUAGAAACUACGAGUCUGUUAGGAAAUAUAAAUGUGAUCAGUGUAAAUACUCUACAGAUAUAAAAGGUAGCAUGGAAUAUCACAAGAGAACUCACACCAAUGAAAGACCAUAUAAAUGUGAUGUAUGUGGUAAAGCAUUCACACAGUCAAGUAACCUGAAGAGACAUCAUAAAAUCCAUACUGGUGAAAAACCUUACAAAUGUACUCAAUGUGGAAAAGCAUUCAACAUAGCAUGUAACCUGGACUACCAUAUGAGAACACACACUAAGGAAAGACCCUAUAAAUGUCAUGUAUGUGGACAAGGAUUCAGUCAGUCAGGUCACCUACAAGUACACCUUCGUACUCACACUGGUGAGAAACCCUAUAAAUGUGAAUAUUGUGAUAAAAGAUUCACUGAGUCAAGUCACCUACAAGUACACCUUCGUAUUCACACUGGUGAGAAACCCUAUAAAUGUAAAUAUUGUGAUAAAAGAUUCAGUGUGUCAAGUCACCUACAAGUACACCUUCGUAUUCACACUGGUGAGAAACCUUAUAAAUGUGAAUAUUGUGAUAAAAGAUUCACUGAGUCAAGUCACCUACAAGUACACCUUCGUAUUCACACUGGUGAGAAACCUUAUAAAUGUGAAUAUUGUGAUAAAAGAUUCACUGAGUCAAGUCACCUACAAGUACACCUUCGUAUUCACACUGGUGAGAAACCCUAUAAAUGUGAAUAUUGUGAUAAAAGAUUCACUGAGUCAGGUAACCUACAAGUACACCUUCGUAUUCACACUGGUGAGAAACCCUAUAAAUGUGAAUAUUGUGAUAAAAGAUUCAGUAGGUCAAGUGAAGCCAAAGUUCAUGUCAUUCUUAACCACACACAUGAAUAUCCACACAGAUGUCAGAUUUGUAAACAUGGAUUUAUUACACCAGCUCAACUGAAACAACACAUGAUUAAACACACUGAAGAGUAA